AUUUCUUUUAAGGGAAUGCUACAUUAAUAGUCAUCCGGAUAUGACUGAAUUGCCUGAACAAGGGCGCCGAAGGUCGGGCUGCGACUAAUGGUGAGCUUUGUAGCCCUGUAAUCAGUGCAGCUGGAAUCUUGCCUGUCAAGCCUUAACCUCCCCGGCUUGCCUUGUACCUGAGCAGCUUCUGAGGUCAAGAUGCUGCUGAAGAUGCCCCAGAAGCUGCUGAAGACUGCUCACUACAUAGAGCUGGGCAGCUACCGGCACUGGCCGGUGAUGAUACCCCAGAGGAUAAGACUGUACACCUACGAACAAAUCCCCCUCUUUCUCAAAGAAAACCCCUACAUCACAGACGGCUACAGGGCACACCUGCCGUCCAAACUCUGCCUGAGGAGUAUUUUCAUGUUGUCCAAUGAGACUGUGAAUAUUUGGACCCACCUUUUGGGUUUCCUGCUCUUUUUCUCUCUGGGGGUCAACGACCUCUCCACAGUACUGCCAGCCUCUGGAGCGAACAGAGAGGACUACGUCAUCUACGCUAUAGGGCUGUUCUGCUUCCAGGUGUGCAUGUUGUGUUCUGUGGGGUAUCACCUGUUCUCGUGCCACCGAUCAGAGAAGACUUGCCGUCGCUGGCUUUCCUUGGACUACGCAGGAAUCUCUGUCGGCAUCCUGGGCUGUUAUGUACCUGGGAUCUUCUACGCUUUCUACUGUAACGCUUUUUGGCGGCAGGUCUACCUGCUGACAGUGCUGUCCCUGAUCCUGGCAGUCUUCUGCGCUCAGGUCCACCCUCGUUACCUCAGCAACGACUGGCGACGGAUACGCAUGACGAUCUUCUGCUGUGUGGCCGGCAUCAGUGUGAUUCCUUCGUGCCACUGGGUCUGGCUCAAUGGAGGAUUCGCCACUGAUGUUGUUCAGCUGUUCCUGCCUCGAAUCCUAGUGAUGUACCUGAUAGCUGGAUCUGCCUUCCUGUUCUACGUCACCAAGAUCCCUGAACGAUGUUUCCCUGGCCAGCUGAACUACCUGGGCGCCAGCCACCAGGUGUGGCACGUACUGGUGGUGUUGAUGUUUUACUGGUGGCAUCAGACAGCUGUACACAUCAUGCAGUUCAGGCACAGCCGGUCCUGCCCGACCCGGAACUUCAAAGUUUAACUGAUGAAUUAAUGUUAUAGAAAGGCAAUCAGUUGCAGGCUGAUAGCUGUAAUUGUUAAUAGGUUAACUCACUAUGUUAAUAUUCAUCAAACACUUCUUACCAGUUAGCUGCUGGAUAAAAGUUGCUGCCUAAAGGUUUUUCAAACCACUAACUAACAGAAGCUCUUGACAAUUAGCUGCUACGGUGUAAAACUGAGUCUGAUGGUAGCUAGUAGCUUUCCACUGAGACGUUGGUUACUGUUUAACAGCUAUUAAAACCAGUAUAUUUAGCCUACUGUUUCAAACAGUAGAUGUCAACUAAGAGUGGCUUGACGCUACUUUAAAUCUUAAAUUCCACCAUAACCAUAAAGAUCAAUGCAUGAAGCAGGAAUUUAGAUAGAAGCAGACUAAGGUUUGGUGUUUUUAAUUGGUGCUCAUGUUAUAUCAUGGUUGGUUUAGAUUGUGAUUAUUAUUCUUUUUUUGUGCAGAAGUAUUGAAAAAAAUAUCCAUACCGAUUUCUUUGAAUUUGUGUGAACAAUGACCUUUUGUUUGCGUUUUAAUUUAGUUUUAUCUAUCAGCACCUACAAGAUAAGAUUGUGUGAAAUGUCUUGAUGAAAGGUGGAAAGAGGAGAACAAAAAUCAUGACAACUGGAAAUUGAACUUAUUGACACUGUGAACUGCCCGUCUCUGGGAGAAACGUCUCGAACACCUUAAGUAUUGAAUCUUUUGCCAAAUAGUUAAAUGUCAAUCAACGAUCAAUCGAUAUAUAAGAACAAACGUAGGAACCGUAUUUGGGCUACGAUGCUUUGUUUUCUUAGCCAUGCUUGAUUUGUGGAAGUUUAUUUAUUUUAUUUUAUUUUCCAUGUGUACUGUUUUAUAUGUAAAACAAAUAAGGUGGCAGUUAUGGAAAUUAAAAAAUAUUUAUAGCGGCCUAUGCUGUGUUUAUAUAGUUGUAGCUCAACAAACAUAUGUAUCUCUUACUCUCACUUGAAUACACAUAGUUCUGUUGUUAUGUUCUCGGGGCUAUAUGCCACUUCAAUAUAAUAGAGGUGAAUGGGAGUUUUGUUUAGGAGCUCACAGCAUUAAAACGAUGACAUUUAAAAAAAAAUUCAAAAGUGGCUCGUAAACCUGAGCCAAUCAAACCAUCUGCAUGGCUGGAAUUAGAAAAAUGUUUGAGUUGGACAAUAAAGACAACAAAAUAAAAUUUUGCUGACAAUCUAGUGAGUAGUAGCACUUCAGCUCUCACUGUGGCUGAUAAGGCAGGUGGAUAUCAGCCGCAGUGGUUAUCAGACGUCACCUCUGCAGCCGUUUCAUCUUAAAGCCUAUCAUAAAGGCUGAGUGUGUGAAAAAUCCAGUGUAAAGUGUUACAAGUACCUUAAACAUUUCUUUUCCACAGUACACUUUGGAACAUAUUUUAAUGUUAAGUGUUAUGUUAAGUGUUUAUUUUUCACAUAAUUCAAAUCAUGUUUGUGCUUUUAUUUGCCUUAUUAUCUUUGAAUAAUAUUACUGUAUACACACUUACUGUUACAAUCUGUUUUGGUUCAAGAAGCAAACCUAAACCAGAACUAAAAACGAUAAACUCUUGACAAAUAUCAUCGUUGCGGUUACACCACAAGGCCAGUAUGGUUUGUUCUUUUUACAUAGUACAAAUUAUGAAUGACUUUCUGCUGCAGAUCUGGAAGACAGGUGCUGAAAGAAGUGACUUUAUUUUGCCUUUGUGACUUCAUAUUAUCAUAACCUGCAUGAUCUUAUUUUUGAAUGAUCUCAUGGUUUUAUCCUGUGUUUGUGUUUCCCUUGAAUAUCAUUUGUAUGGCAAAGCACUGGCGCUGACAAAAUGUGUUAUAUUUAUUUCAGUGCCUAUGUGAAAUUUAUAUUUUUAAACAUUUUGAAUGAAUAAAGAAUGCUGGGAAACAAAUUGUUGAGUCUUUUACUUUAAUUGAUUUUAAUGUAUUUACCUCAAUCUGUAAUAAUCCCAGUGUCAUUGCAGAAAAACUGCACGGCUCUUACCUUUUUAAUUCAGAUAUAUUGUACAUAUUUAUUAUUUCAUUUAGAUGUACCGGUAUUGUACA
Molecule: messenger RNA, 3185 nt
Organism: Cottoperca gobio
Lineage: Eukaryota; Metazoa; Chordata; Actinopteri; Perciformes; Bovichtidae
Product: progestin and adipoQ receptor family member 3-like
Exons: 7
Coding region: 190-1137 (315 amino acids)
Cellular component (GO): membrane
Molecular function (GO): signaling receptor activity
Source: RefSeq, a predicted model, not a curated record